GUUGUGUGUAUGUGUGUAGGCAGCCAGUGGGGAUCUCAGCUGUGUUGGUACUGAUGAAGUGGAGAAGACGUGGUCAUUCACCUACUUCAUGGGCCAGUACAAUACUCUCAUCGAGUGGCUACACAGCAUCCAAGAGGCAGUGCAUCUCGAAGCAACUGAACAUGAGCCCCACGUAGCAGAGAUGCAGCAGAGGAGCCACCUGCGGGCACGCUUUAACGAGAAUGCAGAGAAGCUCUCGCGCCGCUACCCAAACAUGAAGGACGAGGUGAACUGGCGCGUGAACUUGCUCAACCACAAGUGGGACACACUAGAGUGCGUCAUCACACCGAAGAAGGGCAGCAAGAAGAAUGACGACAAGCUCUUCGCAGAUCUUGAGGAUGACAUCUGGAAUGUUCGGCAAUGGUUAGGAGAAGUAGACGAAAAAAUGAAAAAUGGACCACCAGAUGACAGCACAUGGACAUUACAGCAGUUGGAGGACAAACUGAAAGAACAAAAGCUGACUCAGGUGGCGAUCGAGUCGCGCUCGAAGCUCAUCUGUGGAUUGCUGAAGCUGUGCGACCACCUGCAAGCCGACAACAAGGUCUACCCGUCCUCGAUAGACGUUGACUCGGUGCAGGCCGUCGUCUACCAGCUCGAACGCCGCUGGCACGCCCUCUGGCUGCAGAGUCUCGAGUUCACGUUCCGGCUGGAGCAGAUGAUCAGGGACUGGCAGGAAGGAAAACCAGGUGAGGGCACCACAGUCUGCCAGCAGGAACAAGACAUCAGUCUUCCCGAGGUUGUGCGAGGAGAAGGAUCGGAGAGCGAUCGCAGCGACGUGAUCCCGUUUUCCGCAGAGGAAUACGAACGAUUCUCAUCUGACAUGGACCAGAGCACUGACUUCCACCCCGCCGUCGAUCGCCGGUCGACGCCCGCUGCGGAUGCCCUGCACAGGUGGCAGCACAAGAGCACGAUGGUGGGCGACACGGGCAUGCAGGACCUUCACAGCGCCGUCGCGUGCGGCACCAAGUUUGAACUCGUCGUGAAAGACAUCGGUUACUCGAGUGAGAGCUCUCUGCACUGCUCUAACGACGAGCUGGAGCGUGUGGGGAGCGUGGCGCGCGCCGACCCGCGGCCGCACGGUGGCACCCCUGAGCAGCCGCACGUGGCAGAUGGCUGGUGGGCAGGGAGUAGUGCGCGGGGUCGUGUCGGCGAGGAUGCUGCGCAUGUCGACGUCCUGCCCAGGGCUUUGCCAUCGUCGCUGUUUUACGAGGUGAAUCCUGCCGUCGAUGGAAACUCAGAGGGCGACGAAGAGAUCCAAGCGCCCCCUGGUGCACGGAAAUCUCUGCGUUUCAGCGUGGAAGAUCAGACUCGAACUCGACUCGAUUUCGUCGCACAGAGUACGGAGACACACGUUGAGACACUGACACCCGUUAUUGAUGGAGUUGAUCACGGGCGAGCAUCUGCGAUGCAGCCUGCCGCAGACCCAGACGUAUCUCGCAGGGGCACACUGUUGACACUGCCCUCUGGUGACUCGCUGUCAGCUUCCAAUGUACAGUUGUUCUUUCCCUGCGAUGUUCCGACCAACGCGAACGACUCUAUGUUCGUGAACAACGGCAGCUUCCUCGACCUGAACGCGUCAUCCGAGACGCGCGCGGUGUGCCUCGACGCACAAACGCGACUCGAACACCAGGUGGCGCUGAUGCGCUUCGAGGAGCGGCUGCUUGCCAUGCAGCAUGUGCCACAUGCAGGUCAUGACCUCGACACCAGCAUCACCUGGGCGGAGCGACCAGCAGUUAGCAUCGACGCUGUCACGGUGAUCGCGUGCGAGACCGAUGCACUCAAGACGACGACGACAACCAUGCAGUACGACGUGCGAGCCAUCACAACGUGUAAUCAGAACGACACCGUGCCGCCGUGGGACGGAUAUGGGAAGAAUCCGCAGUCAAAAGACAUCCCUGGUAGUAGCCAACCGAUGCGGGACAGCUCCUGCGAUGCGUCGGGGGAUUACACCAGCGAGGCGACGGACGCUUCGGGCGAAAACACGAGCGACUCUGACAACGACGACGAAAUCUCAAGCGAGGAUGAGAGUGCGCGCGGCAGCGUGAUCGCUGUCGAUCCGCCACGCGAUGGUGGCGCCCUCACAGUGCCGCGCGAUGGUGGCACCCCUGCCGUGGCUGUGCGGCGGCGGCGGCGGGCCGGUUCGGAGCAGCGGCCACGCAGCAUCGAGUACGCACGCGCACCAUGGCCCCUUGACGCGUCGCCGCUGUCGACGUCAGACAACGUGCUGUACGUGCUCGCCAGCAGCACGCCGACCACCACGCCAGGGGGCGCCACAGGACAGAAGCUGCGGCGCUCGCAGGGGAAGCUGGAGCUGAGGCAGGAGCGGAGGAGGAGAGGGAGGCGGGGAACGCUGCGCAGGACGCAAUCGGACAGCCCGGGUAGCUCAACGCACACGAUCCCACAUUCCCUGUCGGCUAACUCCGGGCUUGCGUACCUGCAGCAGGUGACGCCCAGGUCUGCCAGUGAUGGUGCUAAAGAUGACUAUGUCGGUAAUCUUACCGAGGAUGGCACUGCGUUCCCUGUCUGCCCAACAUCAGUGCCAGCUAUGGCACCAACUGCCCUCUUUGCCGGAGAUGCCGCAGCAGGACUCAUUGACAGUGGGACGAAUGUUCAAGCUUCUGGGAAUAUUAGCGAUACUGAAAAGCAGUUUGUGCCAGGAGUGGAAACAGUGAGUUCGCUAUCAGAUGCUGCAUGGGAUAAUUACCAGGAGCCACUGUACAUUAACAGUGUUGAUACUGACCAGUCUGCAUGGCGGGAGGUAGCUAGGAAGAUGAUUGAGCAGUAUGGGGAGGACUACCACGCCACCAUACCGCUCGAGUCGGACAGUGGCAGCGAGGUGCACUCGGUAGACUCACCACUCAGGGCGGUUACAAAGCAUGCCAGUAGUACGCCGAGCAGAAAGGAUAUGUCCGCACACAGCAGCGGUCAUCCUAUACCACUGGACUCUGACUCUGACUCUGACCUUGAGGAUUUGCACUACGUUAUCGACGAGUCCAGCAGCCAGAUCCACGUGGCUCAAGCCGCUCUGAUCCGGCUACAGCAGGACGCUGCCGGACAGCCGCUCGACCCGCAGAAAUACGCUGAGUUGCUAGCAACGUGUGAGACAAACAUCAAGUGUCUUCUAGUGAUUUCCGACCAUCUCAGCAGCAGCAGCAGUGUUGUCAGUUUCUUGGAGGAGGACAUAGUAACACUGUCUGACUUGGUCGGAUGCUGGGAGGAGCUACAGAGGAAGGCGUUAAGCAGUCAGCAGCAGGCGGCUGAUGUGCUGGCACUGCGCAGGGAGCUGUGCAGCGUGAGGAGUCGUCUGCUACUCGUGUGCACGCGCGGCAUCGUCGGCAGCGAGACAGAUGUGUUCGCGACCUACAGCAGUCUGGAGGUCGCCAUCCGCAUGCUGCAGGAGAGGCAGGUGCAGCUGGAGGAAGUGAAGACAAUCUUGACUGCUGUCAACGUGACACUUCACAGGUUCAUGGUUCAGCAUCCUGAUGUUGACGUCAGCAAGAUCCAGGAUGAAGUGACAGAGCUUUACCGCAGAUGGGAUGAACAGCAACAUAGCGACUCGGUGUGGUUGGGACAGCUAGAAGGAGCUCUCAAGUGCUGGCACAACAUUCGAGAUGGCUUGAUGCAGCUGCAGGGUCUUCUGAGCAGCACAGAGACAGAGAUGCUGCUACUGGAGGAGUCGAUAAAUCUUGAUGGCUCUGGCACAAUCUCCGUGGCACCUGCAGAAGCUCAGCUACGUGAUGCCAUGGUGCUUCAGGAUGAGGUGUGCAGCAUGAGCAGUCGUAUGAGCGCGUUGUCAACACUGGCACUAGACAUAGUGGCAGGAGAAGCACGCCCGAUGGAGGACAGCGAGCUAAUGCAGGACCUCAGCAAGACGGAAACGGUGCUUACAACUCUGAGGCUGAAGGUCGAUCUGCUGGUCGGGGCUCUGGAGGCGCGUGUCCGCCUCGCGACAGAUGGUCACGACGGCUGCGACCCGACACUCACCGAGUUACACGUCGUGGAUGCGGUCGAUAGUGGGGUCAGCGUCUCGGGCGAGUCCAUCGAUAGUCUGAGUCCCCGGUGGAACGUGCAGGUUUCCACCAGUAGGUGUACAUCCAAGAAGGAUGCAGCAACCACGGGCUGGGGUUCCUAUAUUUGCCGCGUGAUGAAGGCAUCCAUUGCACCGUGGCUCCUCGUGGUGGGAAUACUCAUCAUUCCCUUGUUGCUAAGGCCGGACUGCUGUGAUGAGGCAAAUACCUAUCAGUGGAUGUGGAAUCCUAGUCUGCUUCACCAGGGCUACCCCGCACCAACCUAGACCAUGUAGAAACCACUUCAAUGUAAGCACACACAGCGAUAUGAAAGUCUGAAUGCACUUAUUAGGUAUGGACCGUUGAUCAGUUUGCAUUAUUUAUAGGUGUGCAAUAAUAGCAUUUUGGGUUAUAUCAAAUGUUUUUAUCCUACUUGGCCUUUUAUUAUAUGAAAAAGUGAAUCAGACAAUUCUAUACAGACAUUAACAUAAUAGUAACAUUAUACACACAGAAUUGUAUCUUCCAUUAAUGUUACUAUUAUACUGACAAAGUUGCCCAUAUGCAUGACAGUUUUGGUAUAUGGUCUUCAUCCAUGGAGAUGUGUUGUCCUAACUUGUGCUUGUAAAUACUUGUGUAAUAAAUUCUAAACUCUCAGGAGAUAUAGCAUAUACACAAGUUUGUUUUUACCAUAAUAUUUUAUCAUGUGUAAUUUACUAACUUUGACAUCGUGUGUAGUGAAGAGUAAAUAGUUGAAUGAUCUGUUCUUAUUCAUGGAAUGGGUAUAUCUAUUUAUUGUAUCAUGGAUAUUAACAAGUGAGUUGGGGCAGCUUGGAAGGAGAAUCAGGUUUGUAAAUAUAAGUAUUUGUACUUGUACAAAUUUAAAUUUGCAUUAUAGUGUGGAAGGUUUAGAUAUGUGUUAACUGUAGUUAAAAAUUCAUGUGUAUCAUGUAUGUAAGUAGUGGUAUUUUUGGCUAGUUAAUGAAUCUCAAGUGUGAAAUUUUGUGUCAUCACAAGGUUGUGAUUCAUACUAAAAGUAUGCCUCAUGUUUCAUUACAUCAAGCAUGGUUUAUUAUUAGCCGUAAUUAAUAUUAUAAUGAUAUAUCUAUAUGGUCAAAAUAUUGUACUGUACAUCAUUAUUAGCCUAUUGGUAAUAUCAGAAGUAGAUAAUAGGGAAUUUAUUCCCUAUUAUCUACUUCUAGUAAUAUCAGGAGUAAGAUAAUAUAGGUUAAAUCUCUUGGUUAUAUAUACCUAUAUUAUCUUACUCCUGGUAAUAUGUUGUACCGUAUUUGGCACCAGCGUAAAUUUGACUUGACUUGACUCAAUUCCACGCCCAUACAGACGUGGAAUACAAGAUGUGCUUGAACAUGAAAACGUCCACGAUUUUUGUGCAAUUUAUAUUAUGUACUUUUACUAUUGAGAGACAUUACUAUGAUAUUCUUAUUGUAUAAAAACAAAUCAAUUGUCGGUAUAUACCUGUUUACCUUUUCCCUCAUAUUAACUCAUCAACUGUACAGUAAUAAUGUAUAGAUAGACUAUAAAUUCGUCUGAUAUUUUUAGAAGAACUAGCAUCAGGGAUUUUAUUAAUCAUGAAAGUCUUGUCCUUAAAAAAAGCGAUUCGUCAAAAUGCAUUUUUUGUACGGACAUUCACAAGUGUAAAUUAGGUAAACUAUAAUUCUUGACGUAUUGCUAAUUUAUUUAAAGGUAUAUAUUAUGAGCGAUAUGAUAAUUUGGUUUUAUUCCAGUCGGCAGCAUUGCAAACGUAAAUGUUAUCUAGUAGGAGUUUUUAUAUAAAAUUGACAAUUUUAUGCUAUUCUGCGUUAUCAUGCGCAGCACGUCGGACGAAAAGUGAAUGGCAGUAAAGGGGCAUGAAAUUGAUCUUGAACUGCAGUGGAAACUUAGCAUAGCUUGUUAUAAAACUUGCAUUUGCAUGCGAAUGUAUUCUGCCACCGGUGUAUGACACCGAGCUAAUUCUCACGUACUUUGUCUUUAUAUAUAUUUAUAUGUAUUUAGAUCAGCACUUGUAAGCGAGCACCUUUCAAGUUUAGUCUACUAUGCUAUUGAUUGUUUCUCCAGAAAUUAUACUGCGCUCGAUCAUUUAUUUGUUUG
This is a messenger RNA of Priapulus caudatus, 6152 nucleotides long. RefSeq lists its product as uncharacterized. NCBI's taxonomy places the organism in Eukaryota, Metazoa, Priapulida, Priapulimorpha, Priapulimorphida, Priapulidae. The record is from RefSeq and is a predicted model, not a curated record. The transcript is spliced from 15 exons. The coding region runs from base 89 to 4333 and encodes 1414 amino acids.